AAUAAUAUUACAGUAUCUACUAUCAUAAUCAACUGAAACAUACAAAAAAUAAUAGUAGCUCAAUAUUGGAAAAGUGUACAAACUUUGUGCUGUAGAGUAGUUAAUAGUAUUGAAUAGUUUAAAAAAUAAAAUAUGUAUCUAUAGUUAAAAUCUUUUGUUAGCAAACUUAAAAAUGUAUAUCAAUUUUCGAUGCAUGUACCGUUGUUUCUCCAGUAAUUCCAUAGACGUCGCACUAGAAGUGAGGAACGCGUUAAAAAACCGCAAACCAAUUAUCGCUUUAGAGUCGGCUGUAGUUACGCAUGGACUUCCUUACCCUCAUAAUGUGGACACAGCUUUGGAAAUGGAGAAAAUCAUUAAAUCUAAUGACGUUGUUCCAGCAACGAUCGGCGUGAUCGAUGGACGAGUCAAAGUCGGUAUGACACCAGAGCAAUUAAAUAUACUCGGUAUGGACCCUAAGAAGAAGACUGUUAAAGUUUCAAGAAGGGAUUUUCCAUAUGUACUCAGCCAAGGUUUAAAUGGAGGCACAACAGUAUCUGGAACAUUAGUCGUUGCUAAGUCUUUAGGCAUCAAGUUUUUUGUUACGGGCGGAAUUGGAGGUGUUCAUAGAGACGGCCAGAACUCUUUGGAUAUUAGUGCUGAUUUAUUAGAGCUUUCUAGAUGUGCCAUAAUGGUCAUAUCAGCCGGUGUUAAAUCAAUACUAGAUAUCGGUCGAACUUUAGAGUACCUCGAAACUGUUGGAGUUUGUGUUGCGUCGUAUAACUCCAAAGGAGAGUUUCCAGCAUUUUAUACAAAAGAAAGUGGCUACAAAACCGUAUGUGACGUGACAUCGCCUUCUGAAGCGGCCGGUCUCUUAGAACAGUGCCAGAACACCGACUCUGGCGUUUUACUAGCGGUUCCAAUACCUGAAGAGAAAAUACAGACAGACAUUGAUUUAGCGGUUGAAAACGCUUUGCAAUUAUGUAACAAACAAGGGAUUACCGGAAAGAAUGUUACACCUUUUAUUUUAAGCGAAGUCAGUCGGGUGACGAAAGGAGUGUCGAUGGAAUCGAAUAUUUUAUUGUUGAAAAAUAAUGCUAUGGUUGGAAGUAAAAUUGCAAUGGAAUAUUAUUCAAAAAUGUCUACAAACUACAACGGUCCGUGGAUUCUGAGCCAGCCAACAACGCAUAAAAAAAAGAAGAACUCACCCGUUGUCAUCGGUGGUAGCAAUGUCGACUAUGUACUCCAAGUCAAAGAGGAUUUAAAGUUAGACGGCAGAAUGCUGGCUGGCGACUUACAACGAGCAUGCGGAGGAGUGGGUAGAAACUUAGCAGACGCCUUGGGCUUAUUUGGACACGACAUCUGUUUUUUGUCUGUCGUCGGUACCGACUUCAACGGCGAAUUGAUACUUUCUUCAUUGGGUCACGUGAAAACCGACAAGAUGUUAUUGACAGACAAACCGACAUCGUGGUGCAUGGUGCUCCACAGCGAAGAGGGCGAUUGCGUGUCUUGCAUAGGAGACAUGAGUUGUCAUCAACAGAUAACCGUCGACAUGAUAAAGAAAAACGUCGACUCGCUGUACCAAAGUCCUCUGGUUGUCUUAGACGGUAACGUCGGCGAGGACACGAUGAGGUUCGUAAUUGAAUUUUGCAACGAGGAAAACAUACCGGUGUACUUUGAACCCACUGACAUAGCGGUAGCCGCCAAGCCGUUCAAUUCAGACGCGUGGAAAGGCCUGUCUUUUAUUUCGCCCAAUAUCAAAGAGCUGCAAUGCAUUUCGGAUGUCUUAAAAGGCCAAGAGCGUGUCAGUUACCCUGUCAGAGUUAGCGUGAACGGCGGCGGCGGCGACGGCGAAUUCGAUGUGGGCCGAGACAUAAUGAAUAGUUCAAAAGAUGUCGUUUGCAAGCUAAUAUCUCACAUUCCUGUUAUCAUGGUGACACUCGGCGACAAGGGGCUGCUGAUGGCGACCAAGCAGUCCGACGACACUGUUUCCAUGGUGCACUUUCCACCGGCGAAACCAAUGUCGCCCGUCAGCGUCUCCGGAGCAGGCGACUGUCUAUGUGCUGGUUACAUUUCUGGAAUUUUACAAGGAAAACCACAAGAAGAAUGUGUCGCGAUUGGAUUGAGAGCGGCCACCAGAGCAUUAAUGUCCCACUUGCCAGUUCCCCCGAGCUUAAUACAUAAUAAAAACAUUUAAAAAAAAACAAAAAAUAUUAUUGACACAACUUUUGUAACUGUUAUCAAAAUGAAAUUAUUGUACUAAGAUGUAAACAAAAAUUUGGGAUAAAAAUAAUAAAAAAGUAACCCUUAUGCCAAUACUUGCAUAUGCACUAAUAAUGGGAAUCUGAAAAUCC
Molecule: messenger RNA, 2330 nt
Organism: Adelges cooleyi (spruce gall adelgid)
Lineage: Eukaryota; Metazoa; Arthropoda; Insecta; Hemiptera; Adelgidae
Exons: 15
Coding region: 173-2173 (666 amino acids)
Molecular function (GO): kinase activity; pseudouridylate synthase activity
Source: RefSeq, a predicted model, not a curated record